Messenger RNA from Penicillium cinerascens, 3243 nucleotides. RefSeq lists its product as uncharacterized. The transcript is spliced from 6 exons. Gene Ontology annotation, cellular component: cytoplasm; Golgi stack; endoplasmic reticulum. Bases 1 to 3243 code for a protein of 1080 amino acids. The record is from RefSeq and is a predicted model, not a curated record. Gene Ontology annotation, biological process: transcytosis; endoplasmic reticulum to Golgi vesicle-mediated transport; vesicle fusion with Golgi apparatus. NCBI's taxonomy places the organism in Eukaryota, Fungi, Ascomycota, Eurotiomycetes, Eurotiales, Aspergillaceae.
AUGUUCCGAAUCCUCGAGUCGCAAGCUCCGGCCAAACAAACGGCAACGGACACAAUCGAUGUACUUAGCAGUAGGCUGCAGAAUGCAACUCUACUGGAAGACCGGCGCGCCGCCAUACAAGGAUUGAGAAGCUUUGCAAAGAUUUAUCCUGCAUCUGUAGCUUCGGGAGGUCUGCGGUCGUUGAUCAGCAGCCUGCGCAAUGAUCAGGAAGAUGUGGACACCACCAAAGUGGUCCUCGAGACCCUGUUGAUGCUAUUCACGCCAGAUGAGACAAGUCCUGAAGCAUCCGACGAAAUAGCUCUGUGGUUGGCAGAUGAAUUCACGCAGCGACAAGACAACAUUACGAUUCUCCUCGAUCUACUUGAAACCCGAGACUUUUACUCCCGCCUAUAUUCCCUCCAAUUGAUGUCCCACAUCUGCAGUGCGAGACCGGAGCGGACACAAGAGUGCAUAUUUACGGCGCCAUUGGGAAUUUCUAGGCUCGUCAGCGUCCUUACGGAUAUCCGAGAGCCUGUUCGAAAUGAGGGCCUCGUUCUUCUCAUCGCCCUGACCCCCGCCUCGGAAGAGCUGCAAAAACUGGUCGCCUUCGAAAACGCGUUUGAAAUUAUCUUCUCAUUAAUCGAAGUGGAGGGUUCUAUGAUACAUGGAACAGAAGUGGUCGAGGACUGCCUCUCCUUGCUCGCGAAUCUACUGCGAUUCAAUGUUUCGAACCAGUCAUUCUUCCGGGAGACCGGAUGUGUAAAGAAGGUGACAAAGCUUCUUAUCGAUUGUCAGCAAGAGGACGAUGAACCUCCUGCACAAUGGACUCUUCUACAACGAGACAAGAAUGUCUGGGGCCUUUUAGCCAUUAUCCAGUUGUUCCUGGUUCGUGGUGGCGUGGGUACGCCCCUCAACCAGACAGCCUUCUGGCAGAAUGGCGUGACGGAGCAGGUCCUCAGCGUAGCCUUUGGUCAGAAGUUCAGCGUCAAUGUUACCUCCAAGGCUCUUUCCGCCUGCGCUGAUCUCAUCCGUGGAAACUCGCCGCUGCAGGAGAGAUUCGGUGACAUCGAAGUCAUCUGGGGUUCUGUGCCUCAUGAUCCGACUGUCAACGGCAAUGCGGCGGAGCCAGAACGAAUUAAUGUUAUCGAAGCAUUCUUGAAACUAAGUCUUCAACCUUCACCCAACAACAUGCUGGAUGCACGUCUUGCGGCCUGUGAAUGUAUGAAGGCGUUCUUUGCUCAUCACUCUGGUAUCCGUAUGCAUGUUCUUCGACGUGCCAUUGAUGGACAUGUUAGCGGCCAAGACCGAAUCCCCAACAUCAUGUCUGUGCUGCUCACGGCUCCAGAGUCCCGUGGCAAUGCAGACCCAUACCAAGUCUGGAUGGCUUGUGUGUUGAUGUUCCACCUCAUUUCCGAUGACGGGGAGGCAAAAGCAACUGCCAUGAAAGUCACCGAGGGUGAUGCUGAAAGUGGUGAAGAAGUUGUCACCAGUGUUCAGUCAGUGGUUGGCAAUUUGAUCACUGGUCUGCAACGUGGAGAUGACGAGAGAAUCACUGUUGGCUAUCUGAUGCUUCUCUGCGGCUGGCUCUUCGAGGACCCGGACGUUGUCAAUGACCUUCUCGGAGAGGGAAGCAGUAUUCAGACCCUUCUGCAAGAGAUCAAACACCAGAGAGUACCUAGCAAGCUGGUGCCCGGCCUCUGCACCGUUUUACUUGGAAUUAUCUACGAGUUUUCUACCAAAGAUUCCCCAAUCCCUCGAGUGACCCUGCACAAGCUUCUUCUUGAGCAGCUUGGGAGGGAGCAGUACAUUGACAAGAUCACAAAACUGCGCGAAUGCCCCUUGGUGCGGGACUAUGAAGUUCUCCCCCAGACGGCAGCUGGGCAGAUUGACGGCGGCCUUCCUGAAGUGUUCUUCGACCGCUCUUUUGUUGAAUUCCUCAAAGACAACUUCAGUCGGUUGAUUCGGGCCAUUGACCGAGAACCGGGCUUCGAAAUCUCCGUCGUGGCCAAUGGUGUUGAGAAGGGUGUCUCUCGCGAACUGGUGGAUUCUCUACGUGCCGAACUUGAAGAUCGGAGCCAGACUGUCCAGAAAUUGGAGAGUGAUCUUGUUAGCAUUCAACGCAGACUAGAUCAGGAGCAGCUGGAUCAUCGCAAGACGAAGGAGUCGACCUCUGCCGAUAUGUCCAAGGCACAGCAGGGUACCCAGUUUCUCCAGCAAUCACAUGAGCAGGAGAUGUCCAAACUGGAUGAACAGCACAAAGCUUCGAAGAACGAGCUGCUCAAGCAGCACGGCGAGCAGCUUCGUGCCAUUGAUAAUCAAUUGAAGGCGGCCUCGGCCGACUACGAAAGGAAGAGCGCAAAAGUGAAGGAGCACCACGAUCAGGAGGUUGCUGGCUUGCAAAAGAAAAUCCGGAACCUGGAGUCCGAACUCUCAAAGGUCCGGGAACAUUAUGCUGGUGAGGUUGCCGGGCUGAAAAAGACUAUCCAGGAGUUGGAGUCUACUGCCAGCCAGUCCAAAGAAGGACACGCAGGGCAAAUUUCAGAUCUCAACCAAAAGCUCCAGAGUCUCGAGUCUGCACUCACCUCCUCCAAAGCACAACAUGAGGCAGAAGUUACGAGCUUCAAGGCUACUAUUGAGAACCUCGAGUCAAACUUGUCCGCAGUCAAGGCCAGCAAGGAACAGCACGAGACGGACGUGACAGGCUUCAAGUCUAAGAUUGAAGCUCUAGAGUCAGAAUUAUCCUCAGCCAAGGGUGGCAAUGCCGAGCACGCGGCGGAAGUCGCAGAUUUCAAGAGUACCAUCGAAGAUCUGGAGUCGCAAAUGGCUGCAGCCAAGGGACAACACGAAUCUGAGACAGCUGACCUCAAAAAGUCCCUGGAGAGUCUCCAAUCAGACCUGGCCAAAGCCCAGGAGCAGUCGAGUAAAGAUGUGGAAACGGCCAGCGAAGGUUACAAGUCCAAAUUCUCGGAACUGGAAGCGCGUGCCGCCGAAGCUGAGCGCAAGGCAAAGGAAGCCGAGGCACAGGCGCAGGGUGCUGCUGAUGCGCUGAAGGAAAUCAAGGCUCAACUUGAGAAAGCUCAGUCCGAAUGCAAAGAAAAGGACGAGGCUCGUCAAGCUACUCAGACCGAAUUGGAUGACCUUCUCAUUGUCUUUGGCGAUCUGGAGACCAAGAGGAAUGAGGACAAGAAACGGCUUAAGGAUCUCGGACAAGAAGUCUCGGAGGAUGAGGAUGAGGACGAGGACGAGAACGAUGACGAGGAGUAG